Molecule: messenger RNA, 1782 nt
Organism: Rhizoctonia solani
Lineage: Eukaryota; Fungi; Basidiomycota; Agaricomycetes; Cantharellales; Ceratobasidiaceae
Exons: 3
Coding region: 1-1782 (593 amino acids)
Source: RefSeq, a predicted model, not a curated record
AUGCCCAACCUUUCCGACCUACCUUCCGAGGUUUAUGCAGUUAUCUUCUCCCACGUUCCACCGCUUGAACGACAAAGGGCAGUGUUGAGUUUGAGUCGCGCUCUCCCAAGAUCGCCUGUCCCCACCAGCCAGAUCUAUAACCACAUUAUUGUUUAUACAGCUGCCGCUGUUUUUCAUUUGUACAAGCACUUUCGCCACAGAAAGGAGCAGGAGGCUGGUCUAUACAAUCCUAGCGAACUAGUCAAGUCAAUCAACGUCCGUGUAUGGAUCGUCGAUGCGGAUUUGGUCGCCAAUCUCCUUGCAUUAUUGCCGUCUGUUCCAAAUAUUCAAAUGUGCGUUGGAACUACAUACAGCCCGGAGCAUUUGCACGACAUUUUCACUCGCCCUCGACUCACUCUUCGGACUUUGCAAUUGCGAUUCAAGCCUUAUGUCGAGAAAGCCACAUACAUGCCAUUCCUCAAGGGUGCCUACUUUGAUUCGACUAUCACUCAACUCACCAAAUGGCCGGCAAGUGAAAAUGACUAUCUUAGGCACCUGUCGAUCACGCAGGACACGAUCUCGUACAAAUCACAUAUCCAGUUCGCUCAGCCACUUGCAUUUUUCUCAUUCAAACCUCUUGCCGAAUUAGCCGUUUCUCCUAUUGGCCAGCAACUUCGAGCGCUACGCGUAUCUGUACCUGCAAAACCAGUGAUAACUUAUAUCGGCUCCGCUGCAAAUUCGUUCCCACACCUUACUUUCUUAGACAUCUCGACCACAGCACUACCACCGCCGAACGCCGAACGGGCGAUUGGGACCCUACUUUCGCGACUUGCCCGCCUAGAACACAUUGUCAUUGAUCGCAAUGCCGGACCAAUGCCCCGUGAUUCUUCAGGGUGGGCGUCUCUGGGCCGAGCAUGCGCACUAGCAGGAGUAGACAGGGCAAAAGAGAAAGAGAAUCAAAUUCAAGAAUGGAUGGAUAGGAAGAGACAAGAGGAAUCAGCAGCCCAAGGGGAGGAAAUCGAAGGACCUCCCCCUCUGGCCCCUUUGGACCCAAUACAUGCGCCUCGCGUUCGACGAGGUCGACGAGGCUUGGCUACUGCAACAAUUUCGCUGCGCGACCCCCGGCCCGCACCUGUCGCUUCCCCCAGCUCUGCUUCAUCGUCCACCCGUGAUCCAACUGCUCGUCGCGUACGCAUUGUGCCUUCUCCACCGACUCUACAAACGUUUUCAACUGCAUAUGCGGGUCCAUCCAACCCCUCGGCUCAACAGAGAUCUGAAUGGGGCCGAGCUUUCGUCAGAGGGUUUCUAGACGGUUGCAACACUUUGAAUAAAAUCUGGCAACGAAUGCGAGAUUCUGAUAAUGUGCGCGUCAUGAGAUUUACCGACACCGACUUGGAGCUGUUUCAUGACGAUGACGAUGACGUGCCCUCAGCCUUUCAAGGAGUGGCUGACAUUGCGAUAGCUGGACAUUGGAUUGGAUGGGAACCGAGUCCACCGAUUAUAUGCUUCGGAUCGGAACGUGCCGUCAUCGGGAUAAACAAACAUGCAGACGAUGGUCAGCCCCUAGCAGACAUGCUUGGUGAGAUGCGAAUCGGGGAUCCUGGGGCGUUUAAUACCACUCUAUCUGCGGAAAUUUCCAGUGAUGGCGAAACUCCGGGUGCCGUGGGUACACUACCUGUCAUGAUCGUAAACGAUCCUCCGAGCUCAGUCGGAGGACUUUGGGCAGAGGAAAGCUUUAUUGAAUGGGGGCCUGGACAUACCGAUGGCUGUGGUCAUGAUAUUGGGAGGCGAAUCUUUGACUGA